Manacus vitellinus (golden-collared manakin) is the source of this 1206-nucleotide messenger RNA. RefSeq names its product leucine zipper and CTNNBIP1 domain containing (gene LZIC). The coding region runs from base 279 to 851 and encodes 190 amino acids. Gene Ontology annotation, biological process: negative regulation of Wnt signaling pathway. Gene Ontology annotation, molecular function: beta-catenin binding. The transcript has 7 exons. Gene Ontology annotation, cellular component: beta-catenin destruction complex; cytosol; nucleus. The record is from RefSeq and is a predicted model, not a curated record. NCBI's taxonomy places the organism in Eukaryota, Metazoa, Chordata, Aves, Passeriformes, Pipridae.
GGGACACCUGCGGCCGCGGUGUCUCCUGAACAGUGCUCGGGGGGCCGUGGGAGAGGCGAAUCUGCUGCUUUACAUAGCGGGGCCUCUGCAUUCCAGUAAUUGCUACUUGGUUUGACCCUCGUUUGGUUGUAUGUGCUGUGGCUGAGUUAUUACCCUGGUGAACCGCCUCUUGUCGCGAAGAUAAUCCCGUACACACAGCCCGGCAUUUCUGUGUUUCCACUACAAGGAUCUCUAGGAGUGUCACGUAACAAGUGAAAACUUUCAUGUGAAAACAGAAAAUGGCUUCAAGAGGAACAACAGAGACCAGCAAACUAAAACAAAACUUGGAGGAGCAGUUGGACAGAUUAAUGCAGCAGCUUCAAGAUCUGGAAGAAUGCAGAGAGGAGCUGGAUGCAGAUGAGUAUGAGGAGACCAAAAAAGAAACUCUGGAGCAGCUGAGUGAGUUCAACGACUCCCUGAAGAAGAUCAUGUCUGGAGAUAUGACUUUGGUGGAUGAGCUCAGUGGGAUGCAGCUGGCAAUACAAGCAGCCAUCAGCCAAGCCUUUAAAACCCCAGAAGUGAUUAGAAUGUUUGCAAAGAAGCAGCCGAGGCAACUGAGGACGAGGUUGGCAGAGAUGGACCGAGACUUAAUGGUUGGGAAGUUGGCACGAGACCUGUACACCCAACAGAAAGUGGAAAUCCUGACUGCCCUCAGGAAGCUUGGUGAGAAGCUCACUGGGGAUGAUGAGAUGUUCUUGUCAGCAAAUGCUGGUACAGCCCUGAGCCAGUUUGAGAGAGUCUCCACUGACCUUGGAUCAGGAGACAAAGUCUUUGCUCUAGCAAGUGUUGAAGUAGAAAAGGCAAAGCAAUGAAAGGGUGUGUGAGGCUUGUGUCUCUCCAGUUAUCAACAGCAUUGGACUUCUGUCACACUGCAUUUGGGUUUUCUAUUUCCAGCAUGUUGUAAAAAAAAGCAAAGCAAAACAAAAAAACUCCAAAUCCUAAAACCUCUUGGGUUCUUAACCAGAAGAUAUGAAGUAAACAGCCUUAAGUGCACUUUGGAACCUUGGUGUCUGUACCCCUUAAGUAAUACAAGCUCUGAGGCUGAACACUGAGUGGAACUCUAGAAACAAAAGCAUGGUAUGUCUGUCUUGGGAAAGAAUCAGCUGUUUGGAACUUUUCUGAAUGUGUAUUUCUCUAACUAUUAAAAACUUCAUCUUUUUGCAUGUG